CUGAUGAGUGUGAUCAGGCUGCAGCUGCUGUGUUUCUGCCUCAGGCCUCAGGUGUCCGGCCCCCCCCCCCUCCGGCCCGGACACACCGCCAUGACCCUGCAGCUGAGGACCAGAGCCGGGCUGUCCGGCCUGCACUGCUCUGUGGGGCUGACCGACUGGGACAUGGACAAGGAGCUGAGGCUGGCCACCACCACCGACCAGUUCUGGCACGAAGAAAAACUGAAUGAUCAAUAUGUGGUGCAGAGACCUUGUGCGAGGGCUUCUAGGAGAAAAGACGAGUUCAUCUGGUAUGAUAAAGCAUCAGACACCUUCGUGAAGCCCAACCUGUGGCUGCUGGUCAACCCGCACAUCGCCUGUCCCAUCACCUACCGGGAGCGCGCGCCCGGGCCGCGGCCGGCGCGCGACCCGGCGCGUGCGCAGGAGCCGGCGGAGCGUCCUGCGCUUCCUCCGCCGGACGCAGCGCCCCCCCCCUCGUCUUCCUCCUCAUCCUCCUCUUCCUCCUCCGCCGGACACACGAUCAAGACUGAAGCUGGACCCAGUCGACCAAACAAGAGCAGGCGCCAGGGGAGGACCACAAAGAUCCUGGAGGCGGUGAAGCCGGGCUGCUGGCCCCGGCCCCCGGUCAACUACUGCAUCCUGAUCGCCCUGGCCCUGAAGAGCAGCCACUCCGGGAGCCUCAAAGUCCAGCAGAUCUACAACUUCACCAGAGAGCACUUCCCCUUCUUCCAGACGGCGCCGGACGGCUGGAAGAACACCAUCCGCCACAACCUGUGCUUCAACAGCAGCUUCCGGAAGACCUGCAACCAGCUCUGCCGCGACGGGAAGCGCAAGUCCUGCUUCUGGCACCUGACGCUGGACGGCCACCGCCGGCUGCGGGCCGAGCUGCACACGCUGGCCGGGGAGACCCUGAAGCAGCUGGAGAGGAGCAUGUCCCAGCCCGAUACAAUUUGGAGUUUACUUGAAAUGUGACGUUCAGUCUACUCUAAAUAAAACGUUCAGUUAUAAAGGU
Molecule: messenger RNA, 1009 nt
Organism: Menidia menidia (Atlantic silverside)
Lineage: Eukaryota; Metazoa; Chordata; Actinopteri; Atheriniformes; Atherinopsidae
Source: the annotation of a GenBank genome assembly